Drosophila obscura is the source of this 2043-nucleotide messenger RNA. RefSeq names its product mitochondrial sodium/calcium exchanger protein-like. Gene Ontology annotation, molecular function: calcium:sodium antiporter activity. Gene Ontology annotation, biological process: transmembrane transport; monoatomic cation transport; intracellular calcium ion homeostasis. Gene Ontology annotation, cellular component: membrane. Lineage: Eukaryota; Metazoa; Arthropoda; Insecta; Diptera; Drosophilidae. The record is from RefSeq and is a predicted model, not a curated record. The transcript is spliced from 8 exons. The coding region runs from base 138 to 1997 and encodes 619 amino acids.
UUCUUCAUUACCGAGCUCCGAGUUUUUCGGAUUUGUACAAGCACAAAGUUGGUCGUACAAUUUCAGUCAGUCUGUUAACUAAGUAAAUCGAAACUCAAUUAUAUUUGUUCUAUUCAAUAAUAGAGACAAUCUGCACAAUGUCUGAUAAUGUAAACGAGACUGACUUAAGCAUUUUGUAUGAAUUCCGUCACUAUCUAUCGGAUAUGAGCUGUAUGACGAUGAUGCGACUCCCUUAUAACAAGCGUUGCAUGAUGGCCACCGAAGUGAAGAAUUGCGAUGUAAUCGUGAAUAUCUUCCACUACUUUCGAGUGCUGUACUGCUUGUUUAACGUUCACGACCAACUCACGGAGAUAUGCGUGAUGUUUCUAUUUAUUAUGAUAUGCCUCGCAUUUCUGGAGCUGAUGUCAUCGAGCAUUCGGUUGUACUUUACUCCGGCUUUGAAAAUCGUCUCCGUUUGGCUGCACAUGAAUGAGUAUUUGACAGGCGUUACCCUGCUGUCCUUUGGCAAUGCAUUACCAGACAUUGUUGGCAACCUAGCGCCAAUUAGAGGCAAUGCAUCUAUAUUUUCCAUCGUCACUGGCAAUGCCCUGGUCAUCAUACUCCUAAGUGGCGGCAUGGUCUGCUUCCUGAAGCCAUUCAAGUUGAGCGGCUCCAGCACCACCAGGGACCUUCUGUUUCUGCUGCUUUCUGUGGAGCUGGCACGAUACAUAAUAUUAUACGGCGGAAAGGUGACCAUUGUCAAGAGUCUUGUGAUGAUUUCUAUUUACUUUAUCUAUUUGUCCAUCAAUAUCAUCGAUCUCGUGGUGCUGCGCCACAGCAUCAGAAAACUUCGAAGGGAACUCUACGAAUUGAUGAGCAAGCCGCCUGGCGCACAGCGGGACCAAGAGAUCACAGAAAAACGACUUGCAAUAUUAGAUCUGAAAAUUCACGACGAAAUGAUUAUCACGGACACCGCAAGUUCCCGGCGUAAGAUCGCGGAAAGACGUCGCUUCUUCAAGGGUAACAACGCUGCUAUCUUAACCACAUCCAAGUCGGUGGACCAUCACGAGCCAGUUGACUUUAAUGCCACUGGAAAAAUGCUGCACGAUGACCGAAAUCCGAAGAACCUGUAUCUAAUCAGCGAUUUCCUCGAGUCCCUCAAUCCCAUUGAUAUGGAGGAUUGGCAGCUGGGUGGCUGGUGUUGGCGCUUCUACCAGAUUAUCGGGUGUCCACUGGUUUUCCUGCUGCUGCUGCUCAUUCCAUAUGUGGACUAUGAGAAGGAGAAGCACGGCUGGAGCAAGUUGCUCAACUGCAUUCAGCUCAUCACGGCACCGUUCUUCUACAUUUUCCUUGUGCAUUCAAUGAUGGUAAACGAAUACAGCGGCUGGCACCUCAUUCUACAAUUUUCCUACGCAAAGUGGUCCUUGCUGCUGACAGUGCCUCUGGCCAUUGCUGUCUUCGUUCAUAGUCGCACAGAUCGGCCGCCCUUCUACCAUAUCGUCUUCGUCGGCCUGAGCUUCACAGUUUCGAUUGUGAACAUCUGGAUUUGCACCUGCGAAAUUGAGGUGCUAACUUCUGUUGUGGGCAUUGUCUUCAACGUAUCCUCAAACUUCAUGGCCAUCACCUUUGGCUCGAUGUCGAUUGCUACCGCGGAUAUAAUAGCCAAUGCAACCCUCGCCCUGCAGGGCUACGAGAAGAUGGUAUUUGCGGCCAUAAUCGGUGGACCACUUCUCAACAACAUAAUGAGCAUUGGAAUGUCCCUGUUGUAUAACGAGAGUGUUCGCCACGAAGGGACGGCGUCGCCACUUUAUGGCUACCACGGGGAGAACUGUUACAUAUUCCUCAUGAUCACCAUUAUAGGCACAUUGUGCUGGUGCUUCACCUUCAACUUCUUUAUCCGACGCUCCGCCGGCAUAUUCCUGUGGAUCAUAUUUUUAUUGUUUUUUGUUUACACCGCUGGCAUGGAAUGGGGCUUUGUGCAUGGCUUCAACGAUGACAUACAAAGGGAGCCAAUGUAAUUCGGAUUCCUUGUUCCUUGUUCCUAUUAUCCCCAAUAAAAAUGGU